ACCAGAGGAUAUGUUAAUGCAGGGCAGAAGCAAAUCACAUGAAUGACAUGUGACCGCCACAUUCAAAGGUCUACAUAAGGUUGCUGAAAAUAGUCAUACAAUCUUUUCCAUCUUAUAAUACAAUAUUGUAAUAUUGCAAUUGUAAUUCUCGGAAAACAUUAAGAACACCAGAUUGCAAAACAACUUUGAUGGGAGGAAAUGCUGCUUUGAAAACGAAAGAACUGUAAACUUCUGAUUGCUUAGAGAAUUACUGCAGCACAGAAAAUAUGGCUAGUAAAGUAGAUGCACGGCAGAGAUGGAUUUUGCUGAAGCAAGCACUUCUUAAAGGGAAGAGAAAAGCAGUUACAAGUUAUCCAGAAGAUGAUUUUGAAAGUGGAGAUCCUAAAUUCUGCAUCGAUUUGCUGAAGGAUCCUACUCUUAGAAACUACUAUCACCUGAAGAAGUACCUGCCAAAUAGUAGUAACAUGUGGAUGGUAGAAUUUCUAGAGCUCAGUGGCCUCGAUCUGAUGCUGGAAGCCUUAGAUAAGUUGUCAAGCAGAGGAGGGCCGAAGAUUUAUGAUGCCCUUCUACAACUCACCUGUGUGAGCUGUGUAAGAGCUGUGAUGAAUUCUCCAAAUGGAAUCGAGCAGCUUGUGAAUGAUGAAAACCAGAUUAAAAAACUGCUACAAGCUCUGAAUACAUCAGUGAUCCUGGUGAAGAAACAAGUGUUUGAUUUGUUGGCAGCACUCUGCAUGUACUCUCCAGAAGGUCAUGAUCGGGUUUUAUAUGCACUACAACACUACAAGAAUGCACAGAGAUAUCUAUAUGGAUUAAAUGCCAUUAUGAGUGAACUCCAAACAGAUAAUGUUCCUUAUCUGGUAUCACUCUUGAGUGUGAUCAACGCUCUUAUUCUGGGAACUGCAAACUUGCAAAAACGAGCAAGACUCAGAAAUGAAUUCAUUGGUCUUCAUUUGCUGGAAGCACUGCCAAAUCUGAGAAAAAUAGAUGAUGCAGAUCUACUAAUCCAGUGUUCCAAAUUUGAGGAAGCCCGGGCAGAAGAUGACGAAGAUUUAACAAAAAUCCAUGAUAUGAACUGCCAUCAAGAUGUUUUUGCAGCAUUGUUUAGUAAAGUGCACGCCUCACCAGCUUCUAUUCAGCUUCUGUCAAUUCUCCAGGGCCUCCUGCAGCUGGAACCAUCUGACAGUAGCGGUGCCCUGCUCUGGGAAGUCCUAGAAAUCCUGGUGAAUAGAGCCAUCCUAAUUGCUCAUGACAGUCCAGAAACUGAUGUCAAUGCAUUCAUGAAAAGACUCGUAUCAGUUAAACUGGAGAGAAACAAUCAGACAAUGAAAGGAGAGUUGAUUGCUAGUAAACCUGAAAAUCAUGAUUGGCCUGAACCUGAAGCUUCAACAGAAGAAAGUCUAAAGUGUACUUAUUCUACCACUACCUCACUUGCACCAACUCUUGCUCCUCCACCUCCCCCUCCACCUCCUCCUCCCCCAGCACCACCUGGAUCUCUUCCUACCUGUUUAGAUAAGACAGAUAUUCCAAGACCAUCUUUGCGGAUGAAAAAGCUGAGUUGGCAAAAACUCUCAAAAGCAGCUUCAGGUAGGUUUGUGAUAUGUACCUUUACAAUGAGAGAGUGCCUAUUACAAUCCAAUUAG
Messenger RNA from Chiloscyllium plagiosum (whitespotted bambooshark), 1640 nucleotides. NCBI's taxonomy places the organism in Eukaryota, Metazoa, Chordata, Chondrichthyes, Orectolobiformes, Hemiscylliidae. The record is from RefSeq and is a predicted model, not a curated record.